This is a messenger RNA of Myotis lucifugus (little brown bat), 1239 nucleotides long. Its product is annotated as zinc finger protein 771. Lineage: Eukaryota; Metazoa; Chordata; Mammalia; Chiroptera; Vespertilionidae. Gene Ontology annotation, molecular function: RNA polymerase II cis-regulatory region sequence-specific DNA binding; DNA-binding transcription factor activity, RNA polymerase II-specific. The transcript has 3 exons. Gene Ontology annotation, biological process: central nervous system development; regulation of transcription by RNA polymerase II. Gene Ontology annotation, cellular component: nucleus. The coding region runs from base 253 to 1212 and encodes 319 amino acids. The record is from RefSeq and is a predicted model, not a curated record.
UCGGGGUGGAGCGGCCUGGGGUCCUGGAGCUGGGGAACGGCGGAGCCACAGGCCCUGGGUUCCCCACCCUCCCGGGGCAGCUCGGACCGGACGCUCGGGUCCUCCGGGUCCUUCCCCUAGGGGGCGGGGUUAGCGGUUCUGACCAAUGACAGGCCGCCCAGAAGCCCCGCCCCCGACGCCUCACGAAUGCCCAACCGCCGGGAGCCCUGGCCUGGGGCUGCGUGAGCGCUGAACCUGCGGCUGGACACCAAGAUGCCUGGCGAACAGCAGACACCGAAGGUGGAGGAGGAGGAGGAAGAGAUGCAAGAGGAGAUGGUGCUGCUGGUGAAGGAUGAGGAGGAUGAGGGUGAGGAGAAGUAUGAGGUGGUGAAACUCAAGAUUCCCGUGGACAACAAGGAGGUCCCGAGCAAGGCGGCAGCGCCUUCUGCAGACCCGGCGCGUACACACGUGUGCCCGGACUGCGGCCGUGCUUUUGCGCGCCGGUCCACUCUAGCCAAGCAUUCACGCACGCACACGGGUGAACGGCCCUUCGAAUGCCCCGAGUGUGGCCGGGGCUUCUCGCAGAAGUCGGCGCUGACCAAACACGGCCGCACGCACACCGGCGAGCGGCCCUAUGAGUGCCCCGAGUGCGGCCAGCGCUUUUCGGCCGCCUCGAACCUGCAGCAACACCGGCGGCGCCACACGGGCGAGAAGCCCUACGUGUGCACGCAGUGCGGGCGCCGCUUCGCUCAGAGCUCCAACUACGCGCAGCACCUGCGCGUGCACACGGGCGAGAAGCCUUACACUUGCCCCGACUGCGGGCGCGCCUUCGGCGGCAGUUCGUGCCUUGUGCGCCACCGACGCACGCACACCGGGGAGCGGCCAUAUGUUUGCGCCGACUGCGGCACGCGCUUCGCGCAGAGCUCGGCGCUGGCCAAGCACCGGCGAGUGCACACGGGCGAGAAGCCACACCUCUGUACCGUGUGUGGCCGCUGUUUCCGCCACCGGUCCAACCUGGCAGAUCAUACCCGCACGCACACGGGCGAGCGGCCCUACCCCUGCACCGAGUGCGGCCAGCGCUUCCGCCUCAGCUCCAACUUCGUCCGCCACCGUCGUUCGCAUAUGAUGCGCCGUCUCUAUAUCUGCGCUGUGUGCGGCCGAGACUUCAAGCUACCCCCUGGCACUAAGGCCACCACUGUCACUGAGCGCUGCCCAGAGUGUGAGAGUAGAUGAGCCCCCUUGUCGCUGUGGCUGCUAGUG